This is a messenger RNA of Merops nubicus (carmine bee-eater), 1735 nucleotides long. It is a transcript of the gene WDR3, whose product is annotated as WD repeat domain 3. Gene Ontology annotation, cellular component: small-subunit processome; Pwp2p-containing subcomplex of 90S preribosome. Gene Ontology annotation, molecular function: snoRNA binding; protein binding. Gene Ontology annotation, biological process: maturation of SSU-rRNA. NCBI's taxonomy places the organism in Eukaryota, Metazoa, Chordata, Aves, Coraciiformes, Meropidae. The transcript is spliced from 17 exons. The annotation marks the transcript as partial. The record is from RefSeq and is a predicted model, not a curated record.
GUCAUUUGACUUGAUUCUCUCUCCAAAAGGAGAGCUGAAGAUUGUGCUGCUUCUCCAGAACAACAUCGUUGAGUCGUACAGCCUGAACCUGUCUGCACAAGUGCCACAGGCUGCCCGUGUGUCCAGGAUAACCACUGGAGGCCACCGCAGCGAUGUCAGGACGCUGGCCUUCAGCUCUGACAACAUUGCCAUUCUCUCUGCAGCAGCAGAGUCUGUAAAGAUCUGGAACAGGGCCACCCUGCAGUGCAUCCGCACGAUGGACUGCGAGUACGCGCUCUGCUCCCUCUUCGUCCCCGGGGACCGGCAGGUCCUCCUCGGCACCAAGACAGGGAAGCUACAGCUGUAUGAUCUGGCUUCUGGGAGUCUGAUGGAGACACUUGAUGCUCACGAUGGGGCAGUGUGGUCCAUUGCUCUUUCACCAGACCAGCGUGGCUUUGUGACAGGAGGUGCCGAUAAGUGUGUCAAGUUCUGGGAGUUUGAGCUUGUGAAGGAUGAGAGCAGUGUUCAGAAAAGGCUUUCCCUGAAACACGUGCGUGUUUUGGAGCUGGAGGAAGAUGUUCUCUGCGUGCGGUACAGCCCCAACCAGAAGCUGCUGGCUGUCUCCCUGCUGGAUUGCACCGUGAAGGUUUUCUACGUUGACACGCUCAAGUUUUUCCUCUCUCUGUAUGGACACAAGCUGCCAGUGCUGUGUAUGGACAUCUCCUAUGAUGGGACUCUAAUUGCAACUGGCUCUGCUGACAGACAUGUGAAGAUUUGGGGCUUGGACUUUGGGGACUGCCACCGCUCUCUCUUUGCCCAUGAUGACAGUGUGAUGUAUCUGCAGUUCGUGGCGAAAUCCCAUCUCUUCUUCACAGCUGGGAAGGACAGCAAGAUUAAGCAGUGGGAUGCAGAUAAAUUUGAACACAUCCAGACGCUGGAGGGGCAUCACCAGGAGGUGUGGUGUUUGGCACUCAGUCCCAGUGGGGACUACGUGGUGUCUGCCUCCCACGACAAGUCCCUGCGCCUCUGGGAAAGGACGAGGGAGCCGCUCGUUUUGGAGGAGGAGAGGGAGAUGCAACAAGAAGCUGAAUAUGAAGAGAGUGUGGCGAAGGAAGAGCAGCCCGUGGUGGCUGGAGAGACGCAAGGAGAGACGGGGCUGCCAGGGAAGAAGACGAUUGAAACCAUCAAGGCGGCUGAGCGGAUCAUGGAAGCUAUUGAGCUGUUCAGAGAAGAGACAGCAAAACUAAAGGAACAUGAGGCCAUAUGCAAGGCUGCAGGAAAAGAGGUUCCCUUUCCUGUCAAUCCCAUCCUCCGUGCCUAUGGAGAUAUCACACCUUCUGCAUAUGUGCUGGAAGUUUUCAAGAAGGUCAAAUCGAGUGAGCUGGAAGAGUCUCUUUUGGUGCUGCCCUUCUCCUAUGUCCCUGACCUGCUCAGACUCUUCAAUGAAUAUAUUAACCUGGGUUCAGAAGUUGAACUCCUGUGCCGAGCUCUCCUCUUCCUGCUCAAGAUACAUUUUGGGCAGAUCACAAGCAACCAUAUGCUGGUGACAGUGAUAGAAAAUCUGAAGAAAACCACCAUCUCCAGAGUCAGCGAGGCCCGGGAUGUGCUGGGAUUCAACAUGGCAGGGCUCCAGUACCUGAAGAGGGAGAUGGAGGCCAAGGAUGAGGUGACAUUUUUUGCUGAUGCUACUGAACGUUUUGAGGAGAAGAAGAGGAAGAGGAAAAAGAAGGAGAAGAUGAUUCUGGCAGUGCUUUAG